Ilex paraguariensis (yerba mate) is the source of this 2254-nucleotide messenger RNA. NCBI's taxonomy places the organism in Eukaryota, Viridiplantae, Streptophyta, Magnoliopsida, Aquifoliales, Aquifoliaceae. The record is from the annotation of a GenBank genome assembly.
GAUGAAGUUAUCAUCUCAUGCUUGAAAAGGCCGGUGCUUGCAUAUCUGCAUAUAUUUGAUUACGUUGUAAGUGUAAAUCAUGGACAUAAUAUGCCAUGGUUUUAUUAGGAAAUGUGAUUAUCAAGAUGAUAACAUGGCUAUAAUUAUAUAGGGUGUUUGGUCCGUAAUUAGUGUCAUUUAACUGUGAUCUGUAGCAUGAUACAUAGUCUUAUUGAUACCUUUGUUCAGUCUGUAGUAGAAUGGGAACCCGAGCUCGAAAAGGUAGCGAUCGUCUGAGAACAAUUUGGACGCCAGACAUGGAUCGCUAUUUCAUUGAUCUCAUGUUAGAGCAGGUCAGUAAGGGGAAUAGAAUUGAUGACCAUCUAUUUAGCAAACGAGCAUGGAAGCACAUGACGUCAUUAUUCAAUGCAAAAUUCAAGUUCCUAUAUGAAAAGGAUGUUUUGAAAAAUCGUCACAAAACAAUGAGAAAUCUGUAUAGGGCUGUAAAGAAUCUUCUUGACCAGAAAGGGUUUAGCUGGGAUGAAGCACGGCAAAUGGUGACCGCUGAUAAUAAAGUCUGGGAUGAUUAUAUCAAGAUACACCCAGAGGCUCGAUCGUACCGAAUAAAAAGUAUCCCAUAUUAUAGUGAUUUGUGUGAGAUAUACAAACAGGCAACCAACACUGGUAAAGGUAACCUUUCUAGCCAAAACGCCAGCCUCGACUGUAUGGUACCAGGAUCAGAGGCUGGUAGUUUGUUGGAAGGUCCAGAGUCUCCUGUUACCCCCUCUGAUGACAGGGAACAAGAUGACAAGUGGGUGGAAUCAUCCACACAUUCAGAUGGGAACACAAUCGUAGCAGUCAGUCAGCCAAGCAAUGUUGGUGAGGCUGCUUUUGAGGCUCUUCAUGAUAUAAAGAUUGAUGAAGAUUAUGAAACCUCGGUGUCAAAAAGAACUGUUGGUGACCCACCUCAACCUGCACAAGAUAUGGGCUCCACAAUGGGUUCUCGUACGAGGACUUAUUGGCAACCACCAAUGGACCGUUAUUUCAUUGACCUCAUGCUAGGCCAAGUGCAGAAAGGGAACCAGAUUGAUGGUCUAUUUCGGAAGGAAGCCUGGACGGAGAUGAUUGCAUCUUUUAAUGCUAAAUUUGGCUUUAAGUAUGACAUUGAUGUCUUGAAAAAUCGAUAUAAAACUCUGAGAAGGCAAUAUAACGUGAUAAAGAAUCUUCUGGAGUUGGAUGGGUUUGUAUGGGACGACACACGUCAAAUGGUGACUGCUGAUGAUUGCAUCUGGCAAGAUUACAUCAAGGCACAUACAGAUGCGAGGCAAUACAUGACCAGACCAGUGCCGUACUAUAAAGAUUUGUACGUGAUAUGCAGAGAACUAAGUGUUGAUGGAAGAGAUAGUAUUUCUGGCCAUAAUUUAGACCAACUAAAUGAAGACCCUGAGGUCAGGUUCAGUAGAGCAGUAAAAGGUUCAGACUCUCCAGUUCCAUCAGUUUCUAAUGAAGAUCAAGUUGGCGAUGAGCAGGAGUCAUCACAUAUGGUUUUUAAGAUUGAUGUUGCUGAUAGAAAGGACAAGCGUCAAUUAGUAGAAUACGAAUCAAGUUCUAGACAUUCCAAAAAAUCACGAAGCAACGACCAGGGCAUGGCUAUUGCUCUUCAUGAGAUGGCAACUGCUGUUUCUUCCUUGACAGAUAAGAGAAAAGAUGAUGAGAACUCAAACUCCAUCCCGAUAGAGAAUCUUAUCGAGGCAAUCCAGUCCCUACCAGACAUGGAUGAAGACCUUGUGUUGGAUGCAUGCGAUUUUCUGGAGGAUGAAAAGAAGGCAAAGACAUUUUUGGCACUUGAUGUUAAACUGCGGAAGAAGUGGCUAAUUAGGAAACUUCGUCCAAUCCCAUAGUAUCUAGCUGGAUUCGUAAUAUCAAAUCCUAUCUAUUUGCAAGAUCGUGCAUGGGCUCGUAGGAAUCUAACUCAUAGUAAGCAAGAGCGCGGGGAAGGAGGGAGUGGGAACCAGAAAGAUUCCUACGACAGAUCCGAGCCCCCCAACAAUAGAGCUUAACAAAAUUUGGAGGUUAGCCUUUUGUCGCGCCAGGUCUAGCAAUUAAGUAGUUUUGUGUUGUGAAGUUUGUAGUUUGAUAGUGGCUUUUUGUCCGACUGAACAGUAUAGUUGUUCCCUCCCCAAGUAAACACUGUUCAAAAAAAAGAAGAGUAUAGCUCAUCGUAGUGAACAUGGGAUUUUUACUGCCUAAAAGACUCAGUUUCAAGAAUGUGGUA